AUGUCUAUGUCUAACCUGACUGUGUCCGACGACCACUACGUGUUUGCAUUGGUGGUCACGGCCGCCUAUUUUCUGGUCUUGUUCUUUGUUUGGCAGGUUCGU
Messenger RNA from Symbiodinium pilosum, 102 nucleotides. The record is from the annotation of a GenBank genome assembly. NCBI's taxonomy places the organism in Eukaryota, Dinophyceae, Suessiales, Symbiodiniaceae.